Parastagonospora nodorum SN15 is the source of this 2091-nucleotide messenger RNA. RefSeq lists its product as hypothetical. Gene Ontology annotation, molecular function: ATP hydrolysis activity; proton-transporting ATPase activity, rotational mechanism; ATP binding. Lineage: Eukaryota; Fungi; Ascomycota; Dothideomycetes; Pleosporales; Phaeosphaeriaceae. The transcript is spliced from 10 exons. The coding region runs from base 1 to 2091 and encodes 696 amino acids. The record is from RefSeq and is a predicted model, not a curated record. Gene Ontology annotation, biological process: ATP metabolic process; proton transmembrane transport. Gene Ontology annotation, cellular component: proton-transporting V-type ATPase, V1 domain; fungal-type vacuole membrane.
AUGCUCGGAAUUCGACCACGCCUCAAGACACGCCCAUCUCUUCUCGACCUUAUCCAGAAGAAGAACAUUGACGCCCUAUCUGCGUCCGUCGAUCAAGUCGUCCCCAUCCUCGAGGCCAACGUCGAGCCGUUCCGCGUCCCGCUGCCUGCGAGCCCGCUGCCGUCGCCCCAACGAGAACAGCCGCCGCAGCUGCCCCCGCCCCGAAUCACACUCCAGGAAGACAGCGAAGACGAAGAUAGAACGGAAGAAGUAGCAAAGAUGCCUCCUAAGACACAGAAGAAGGAGCAGAAGGUGGAGGAAGAGGAGCAUGGAAAGGUCUUUUCCGUCUCCGGUCCCGUCAUCGUGGCUGAGAACAUGAUCGGUGUUGCCAUGUACGAGCUUGUCCGUGUUGGCCACGAGAACCUCGUCGGAGAAGUCAUUCGAAUCGAUGCCGACAAAGCCACCAUCCAGGUCUACGAGGAGACCGCUGGUGUGACUGUCGGUGACCCUGUCAUCAAGUCUGGACAGCCCUUGUCCGUCGAGCUCGGCCCGGGUCUCAUGGAGACCAUCUACGACGGUAUCCAGCGCCCGCUCAAGGGUAUUGCCGACGACGCCAACAGCAUCUACAUUCCCCGCGGUAUCGACCUGCCCGCUCUCGACCGCAAGAAGAAGUGGGACUUCACCCCCGGCAAGCUCAAGGUCGGCGAUCAUAUCACCGGCGGCGACGUCUUCGGCACCGUCUUUGAGAACAGCCUGCUCAGCGAGCACAAGAUCUUGCUCCCGCCCCGCGCCAAGGGCACCAUCACCCGCAUCGCCGAGAAGGGCAGCUACACAGUCGAUGAGAAGAUUUUGGAGCUCGACUUCAACGGCACCAAGACUGAGUACAGCAUGAUGCACCGCUGGCCUGUGCGAGUGCCUCGUCCUUCGACCGAGAAGCUCUCGUCUGACCGCCCGCUGAUUGUCGGACAACGUGUGCUCGACUCCUUGUUCCCCAGUGUUCAGGGUGGAACGGUGUGCAUUCCUGGUGCUUUUGGAUGCGGAAAGACUGUUAUUUCGCAAUCGCUGUCCAAGUUCUCCAACAGUGACAUCAUCGUCUACGUUGGCUGUGGUGAGCGAGGAAACGAGAUGGCUGAAGUCCUGAUGGACUUCCCAGAGCUCACGAUUGAGGUCAAUGGCAAGAAGGAGCCUAUCAUGAAGCGUACCACGCUCAUCGCCAACACAUCCAACAUGCCUGUGGCUGCCCGAGAAGCCUCCAUCUACACUGGUAUCACUGUGGCUGAAUAUUUCCGCGAUCAGGGUAAGGACGUCGCCAUGAUGGCAGACUCUUCCUCGCGAUGGGCCGAGGCGCUUCGUGAAAUUUCUGGACGUCUCGGAGAGAUGCCUGCUGACCAAGGUUUCCCUGCUUACCUUGGUGCUAAGCUUGCCUCUUUCUACGAGCGUGCCGGUCGCGUGGAGGCGCUCGGUAGCCCUGAGCGUUACGGCAGUGUCUCCAUUGUCGGUGCUGUCAGCCCUCCGGGUGGUGACUUUUCGGAUCCCGUCACGACCAGUACUCUCAACAUUGUCCAGGUCUUUUGGGGUCUCGACAAGAAGCUCGCUCAGCGAAAGCAUUUCCCGUCAGUCAACACAUCUAUUAGUUACAGCAAGUACACUGGCCCGCUCGACAAGUACUACGCCAAGAACAACCCCGACUUCCCCCGUCUGCGCGACCGCAUCAAGGAGCUGCUCACCACUUCGGACGAUCUCGACCAGGUCGUGCAGCUUGUCGGUAAAUCCGCCUUGGGUGACUCGGACAAGAUCACACUCGAUGUCGCAACUCUAUUGAAGGAGGACUUCCUGCAACAGAACGGUUACUCAGACUACGAUCAGUUCUGCCCACUGUGGAAGACUGAGUGGAUGAUGAAGAACAUGAUGGCGUUCCACGACGAGGCACAAAAGGCCAUCUCCCAGGGACACAGUUGGCCCAAGAUUCGCGACUCAACAUCCGAGAUCCAGGCCUCGCUCCGUAGCAUGAAGUUUGAAUUGCCUAGCGAAGGCGAGGAGGCAGUCACCAAGAAGUACGAGGAGCUGCUCCAGAAGAUGACGGAGAAGUUUGCGUCGGUGAUUGACGAGUAG